GCAUAUUUCUCCUACAAGGCAUAUAGUCUUUUCUUUCUGCAAAUACUGGUCUUCACCAAAACCCUUUUUCUGUUUUCUCCCAUCUCUCACUGUCCACCUUUAACCCUAACCCUUCUCUCCCCAAUAUGGCCACCGCCCAACCCUCCGAGAACGGCUCCGCCAAGGCUCCGGAACCCGACCCGCGACCCGAACCCGUCACCGAAGCCGCCACAACUGCCGCGCCCCACUCCGACCCGUCCACCACUACAAUCGAUAACAACCAAAAUCGGAACCCCGACUCCGAAUCCGCUCCUUCCGAGGCUCCGGCGAUGACUUCCAGCAGCGAUGCCGUGUCCGCCGCCGAUAAAAGAUGGCCGGGGUGGCCCGGCGACUGUGUUUUCCGGCUGAUUGUGCCGGUUCUUAAGGUCGGGAGCAUUAUCGGCCGGAAAGGCGAGCUCAUUAAGAAGAUGUGUGAGGAGACAAGAGCUCGCAUUCGCGUCCUUGACGGCGCCGCAGGGACUACUGAUCGCAUCGUGCUGAUCUCCGGAAGGGAAGAGCCAGAGGCUCCUCUUUCCCCUGCAAUGGAUGCUGUAAUAAGAGUAUUCAAACGUGUCGCUGGAUUAUCUGAGAGUGCAGGUGAGGCAGAGUUGUCUGGUGCUGCUGGAGUUGCAUUCUGUUCCAUCCGUUUGUUGGUAGCAUCCACACAAGCGAUUAAUUUAAUUGGAAAACAAGGAUCAUUAAUCAAAUCUAUACAGGAGAGUACCGCUGCUUCUGUGCGAGUAUUGUCUGGAGAAGAGGUUCCAUUCUAUGCUGCUGCUGAUGAGAGGAUUAUUGAAAUGCAGGGAGAAACCUUAAAGGUGCUCAAAGCUCUAGAAGCAGUAGUGUCUCACCUGAGGAAGUUUUUGGUCGAUCAUAGUGUUCUUCCUCUUUUUGAGAAAACUUACACUGCUCCAGUUUCUCAAGAACGCCAACCAGAUCCUUGGGCUGACAAGUCGUUGCUUCAUACUGCAACUCAAACUGGAGGUAGCACUAAUUAUCCUCUCACAGCUACGCGGGAAUCUUUGUUUCUCAGCCGUGAGACGCAAUUGGAAUCACAACUCCCAUCCUCUGGACUUUCCAUUUAUGGACAAGAGGCUUCUCUUUCUUCAAUACGUUCUUCAGGACUUGGCCGUCCUGGUGCUCCUAUUGUUACUCAGAUUACGCAAACAAUGCAAAUUCCUCUGUCGUAUGCUGAGGACAUUAUUGGAGUUGAAGGGAGGAGUAUUGAAUUUAUUCGUCGUAGUAGUGGAGCCUUGUUAACUGUACAAGAGAGCAGGGGACUACCUGAUGAAAUUACAGUGGAAAUAAAAGGCACCUCAUCACAGGUUCAGGCGGCUCAACAACUGAUUCAGGAAGUUAUAGCAACCAGCAACAAGGAUCAAAUUCCAAGCAGCUAUGGCAGGAUGGAUACCGGAUUGAGGUCAUCCUACUCUCAGUUAGAUUCUAUAUCUUACCCUUCCUCUUCAGUAUCCUCGCUACCUUAUGAUGCGUAUGGAAAUUCAAUACCUUCACAACAACCUUAUGGAUCUUCCGGUCUAGGAGGAGGCUACAGCACAUUCCGGCUUUGAAUAAAAAUGGUAAUCAAACACCAAUGGUGGCUUCUCUACUUGGACUAAUUAUUUCCAAUUAAUUCUGAUUAGAGAAAAUUUAAUGCACCUUGGUGUAGUAUUUGUAAAGUGUCAGAGCGGGGCGGGAUCCCUUUAAGUGACCUCAUAUCAUCAGAUUUGAUCUGUUGGUAGCUUUUCAGGUUGCUAAUCUUGAAGGGGGGAUAAAAGAAAAAAUUGUAAUGAAACAGUAGAAACUUUCUUUAUGUUUCAUAAAUUUGUGCAUUAGGAUGGGAGUGAGCAUUUUGCAGUUAUGUUUUUUCUUUAAUUGAAUCAAACUUUGGCUUCCAACUUGUUCUUUUGAAUAUUUGCUGAA
Rosa chinensis is the source of this 1938-nucleotide messenger RNA. Its product is annotated as RNA-binding KH domain-containing protein PEPPER. Gene Ontology annotation, cellular component: nucleus; cytoplasm. Bases 126 to 1586 code for a protein of 486 amino acids. Gene Ontology annotation, biological process: regulation of gene expression. Gene Ontology annotation, molecular function: mRNA binding. NCBI's taxonomy places the organism in Eukaryota, Viridiplantae, Streptophyta, Magnoliopsida, Rosales, Rosaceae. The record is from RefSeq and is a predicted model, not a curated record. The transcript is spliced from 6 exons.